Morus notabilis is the source of this 858-nucleotide messenger RNA. RefSeq lists its product as uncharacterized. The transcript has a single exon. The coding region runs from base 1 to 858 and encodes 285 amino acids. The record is from RefSeq and is a predicted model, not a curated record. NCBI's taxonomy places the organism in Eukaryota, Viridiplantae, Streptophyta, Magnoliopsida, Rosales, Moraceae.
AUGGAUGAGACUAAGCAAUACAUGGCUAGGACAGGCACCCUGUUGAGUAGUCAAGCGGCAGCAAUCCGAAACUUAGAAGUGCAAAUGGGCCAAUUGGCAAUUUCCAGUUCUUCAAGGCAACAAGGUUCUCUUCCAAGUGAUACCAUUCCUAAUCCUAAAGAGCAGUGCAAGGCUAUUUUUACAAGGAGUGGUUUGCAACUACAAGAUCCACCAAUGAAGUUGAGUAUAACAAAGAAGCAACUAACUAACGAUGAAGAUGUAAGUGGGAAUGUAGGGGAGGAGGUUGAAAAACAAGCGUUGCCAGUAGAAAAGCACAAGCCACGAAUUUCGUUCCCUCAACAGUUAAAGAAAAAGAAUCUGGAUCACCAAUUCGCUAAGUUUUUAGAAGUAUACAAAAAGCUCCAUAUCAACAUUCCAUUUGCAGAUGCCUUGGCUCAAAUGCCAACUCACAUGAAGUUUAUGAAGGACAUCCUCUCUAACAAGAGGAAGUUAGAGAAUUUUGAAACAGUCACAUUAACUGAGGAGUGUAGCACCAUCAUUCAAAGGAAGUUGGCACCAAAUUUAAAAGAUUUGGAUAGCUUUACCAUUCCUUGCACUAUUGGUAAUUCAUAUUUUGGAAAAACAUUAUGUGACCUUGAAACAAGUGUAAACCUCAUGCCAUUAUCAGUCUUUCAGAGAUUGGGCUUAAGAGAACCAAAGCCCACAACUGUGCUACUCCAAAUGGUUGAUCAUUCCAUUAAGUACUCAUGGGGCAUUUUAGAAGAUGUGCUAGUAAAAAUGGACAAAUUGAUAUUCCCGGCUGAUUUCAUAGUACUGGAUAUGGAAGAAGACCAAGAUAUUCCUUCAAUCUUAGGAUGA